AUAAAAGGAGCUAAAUCCUAGCUUCCUAAGCCUUGCCACAUGAACAAAAUAAUCAGAACCAACCAUUAUGCCAUGUCAUUCCGGACUGGACUUUAAAAAAAAAAAACCAACCAUUAAAAUAUGCGAAGAGUCACGGUUUAACCUGGUUCAACUCCAGUUACAUCAUAAUAAAACAAUGCAUGCAUUGAUUGUUGAUUAUUAGUCUUCUAGCUACCACAUCUUUGCCAUCCUAAAUCAAAAUCGAUUUUUACAACUUUAACUUGCCCCAUACUUAAUAUUCUUAUAGCUGGUGAACAAUUUAAUUUAGGAAAUCGUUAUAUUUCAUGUCAAAAAUGCAUACUGUAUUCAUUGAAAAUUAAAUAACAUAUAUUCUACCAUUAGGAUCAAGAACUCUAAUCUGAAGACUAUAUAUUCAUCCCCUCUCACUCUGAAAAAACCACCACCGUCAACCGUUCAAGAUUUUGUGUAAGUCAAUAUUUGAAAGUCACAAUUUUGUCAAUUUUUUGGCAUAAGUGAUAUGUUUAAGAGUUGGAUAGUUAAGUCCGUAUGCGGUUGGGGACGUGGGGUUUGGCUCACCUUCCACUGUUUAUUUUCAAUUGUUUUAAUAAUAGAUUCAUAUUGAUAAUCUGUGCGAACAAACGUAUAAGAUUUUAGUUGGUUAAGAUUAAACAUAGACCGACAAUCUUCCGUCUUUAGCUAUUGGUCUCCGCCAAAAAAAUUUGAUUUAAUAUAAUAGUUCCUGCCUGCUAAGCUACUACAAUUGUAGUUCACGUCUAUCGGUCAUAUAAAAUAUUUAGUUUUUUUUGGCUUUAUAAGAUUUUAGUUUGUAAUUAAUCUCAUGGUUCGAUUUUAUCCAUUGAGACCUUUUUCACUAUGUUUUAUUAUCAAACCAUUUCACUUUGCCUAACAUUUAAAUAUUCUUUCCUUUGUUUAAGGAUUGAUUGUUCCUCAAUACCAUAGUCAAACCAACCGCCAAAGGUCUUCCGCUUAUGGGAGGUAUUUUGAAUUUACAAGUGCAUUUUUGAAUCAAAAACAUUAUUAGUAUUGAUAUAUUAAUUUAAUACUUUAAUCCAAAUCUUUAAUAAAACAAAUAUAAAAUACAAAUUAUGUUAUAUAUAUAUAUAUAUAUUUAUAUUUUUGACUAUUUACAUCUUAUUAAAUUUGAAGUGCACAAAAAAAAAGAAAAGUUACAUCUUAUCUGAUAAGAUUCCAAAUAUAUAAAUACAAUGCUAUGUUUUGAUUUUUGUUUAUUGCUACGAAACGUUUUAAAAACUUGGGAAAAGGUAAAAAUACAGACGACAUGACCGACCACUCCUUUUCUCCUGGUUUGCAAGAAUCUAAUUGAGUUGCUUAAUAUUUGUUCCAAAUUAAUAUAUAGUCCCAUCAGAAUCAUAAAUUAAUAAUCUAUCUCUAUAUAGUUUUAUAUAAGUACUAAAUAAAGAUAUUUUUGUUCAUUUUAUAGUUACAAAACUCUAAUAAAACAAAUAUAAACAUUAUUAGUAAAAUAUGUUUUUUAUUUAAAAAUACAAAUUAUGAAAAAAACCACAAUUAGUUCUUAAUAAAAAAAUCAUGCUCCCAACUGUAUCAACAGAUUCGUCAUUCACCCCUAGAAGACACAUAUAGGAAUAAUUAAAUACUUUGGCAAAAAAAAAACAUUUUUGUGAUGAAGAUUCUUAGAUGAUGAUCGUUUUCUAUACAAACAUGCGGCACCUCUACACCAUUGUUUUAAUCCCAGGAAAACACGUAGAAAUCUAUUAACACAAAUAUUAACAUACUUUAAUUAAAUAUGUAAUCCGCGCGGAGCGCGGACACCGGCUUAACUGUAACAACAACAAAAAGAAGAUGUAAACUAAAAAGGAAAAAUUCCACAAAAAUAAUCCAACUAAAUUUUUAAGCUUUUAAUACUCAUUUUUUUUCUAGCCAUUUUAAUACCCAAAAUAGUUAUUUUGAUCAAUAAAUUUAGUUUUAAAAUUAUACCCGUUUUAAUACCAAGCUCAUUUUAAUCAAAAAUGUUAAUUGGUUUCAAACCAAAUUAAAAAAAAAAACUCUAAAAUUUAUAAACAAAUCUUUUUUAAAAAAAUUAAUAUAAUUUUAAGUUUUAGGAGUAAAAAUGACUAAAAUUUUGGAUAAAAGAUAGAGAUUAUACUCAUUACUUCCUACUAUUUAAGAUAAAAAUAGUUAGUUUACAAUAUUUUUGUUACUAAUUUACAAGUUAGAAGAUUAGUAUAAAUGGGCCGAGAUAGGGUUUAAGGUGGGUUUCAUCUAUUGGGGUUUAAUGCAACUAACUGCUCUCUCUCUCGCUUGAAUGAUGAAAUCGAUUCUUCACUGAGAGUUCUCUCUACCCCUGCGAAUGGAUUCCACUGAUGACGAUUUCGGUGAGCUGUACGUUGACGACAAGGCUCACGCGACUGCUUCCCUCGCCGGCGAUGACGUAUGCGAAGAAUCGGAGCACACUCCGAUUCUUCCCGGCAAGAACAAGGGUUUUGAAGUGACAGAAGAACCCGAAUCGCGACUCGAAGCGAAGAAACUCGAUGAUGUGGAUAAGGAUUCGAGUCCGUGCGUCGACAACAACGCUUGUGCUGCGAAUCGAACCGAGGCGAAAGAAGAGUGGGAGUACAGUGACAGUGACGAUGAUGAUGAUUUGAAUAUAGUGCUGAAAGAAGACGAUUCGGUUGCUUGUGGAUCGAACGCCAGCAAUCAGAGACGGAGUGUUGGAAGCUGGUGCACAAUGCCAAACAGUGGGAUGGUGGUUAAUGGACGCAUGACGAUGGAAGCUAUGAAUCCGUCUCUAGGAAUGCCUCAGUGUGGGUAUAAUAAUUUCUCACAUACUUGGUCAAGGGCAAAUUUCCAUGGGUUUGAGAAGAAGCCGUGGAGGAAUCCUGGUGUGGAUGUUAAUGACUACUUUAAUUUUGGGUUUAAUGAGCAAAGCUGGAAGGAUUAUUGUAACCCUGGGGUAAAAGGAAGAGCAAUUGAGGUUGAAGGUGGAACUCUUGGACGCACACCUUCUGUGGAUUUGCGUUAUCCACGUGAUUUAGACCCUGAUGUGGUGAUACAGGUCCCGGUGACUGCUGAUGUUGAGGAGCUAUCAAGCAUGACACCUGUGGAAGCAAGGUCUCUCAUCAAACCAUCAAAUGGAGCAUCUAGAAGCGAGGAGUUUCAUUCAGAUAUCGGAGCAGAUUUGCAUUCGUCUGGUGAUUCGAUGAAAGAAGAGGUUUCUGUUGGGUGUGAAGACGAAUAUACUGGAAGUUUCAGAGGAGAGCAAUCUCCUUCGAAAGAGAAUUGCCGCAGCAGGGAAGUAACACCUUGCGAUAAGGAAGUUAUUGAGGAGGAGAAAGAAGAGACUUGUUGGAGUUCAGAUAAGGCGGAUUCAUCCUCAGUGGAAAGCGAAUCAUCUCAUAGAUAUCGCUUUCGUUUUAGCCCUACCUCUUCAUAUUCUGUUGGUAAAACUGAGGAAUCCGAAGAUCCUGGAACAGAAUCAUCAAAAGACGGUGCUAUUGAUGACCAACGUGAAGCCAGUACCCCACCACGACGAACUAGAUUUGCGGAACAUGAAGCAAACAGUACUAAAUGCGUGGAAAGGAGUGAUACAGGGCAUUCUAGACACAGAAGAUCUCACCAAGACUCAAGCAAAAGGCAUUAUGGGAGAGUUGACUAUGAGGCAGAUAGGAGAACAAAGCAUGCAGAUGCAUCGCGUACACCAGAUCGAGAUCUUGGCAAGAAAGUGUGUUAUGGACGUGGAAGAUCAUAUCGUGAUUCGAGCAGAAACUGGCAGAACAGACCAUAUUUUACUUUGGGAAAGGUCGGUACUGAAGUUAGAGGCCUUCCGCACUCAGAUAGAGGAAAACGUCAUGGUCGUUCAUAUUCACCUGUGGAUCUUGAUCGAGAUAGAGGGCAAAGGUUAGGUUGGCGCAACAACAAAGAACCAUCACAUGGCCGAGGCUUUGAUCCUUCUAAUGGUUACAAGUAUGAAGCGGGUCUUCAAGAGUAUAACUCACGUUCAUCCUUCAAUCUUAACCACAGAAAUUCUCGAGUGAGUUUAAACAAAGAGGAGGAUAGAUAUGGUAGGCAACAUAAUGAAAGAAGAUAUGGCCGUGAAAGAAGUCCUGCCAUAGCCUAUGAAAGCAACAAAGAGGAUAGAUACGGUAGGCAACACUGUGAAAGAAAAUAUAGCCGUGAAAGAAGCCCUGGCCUAGCCUAUGAACGCAACAAAGAAAGAAGGCCUUAUUAUCAGGACCGUAUUCCAAUAUCUGAUAUGGAAUAUAGGUACCAGAUUGAGUACUGUUCUAUAAAUGGAAGACAUAACCCCAAUCAGAGUCGCGAGGAUGAACCUUAUUAUGGAAGAAGGUGUGACUACGAUUAUGAUUUCCCUCGUGGCAGACAUGAAGAUGAAGUUCAGAGGACAGAAAAUGGAAUUCCAUUUGAGCUUGCUUACAGGGAGAUGCAUUCUUUUGCUGAAAUGGGAAGGAGAGACUUCGAAAGAUAUGAAGAGAAUUUCUCUGAAAUAGAUAGAAGACACUAUUACACACUUGGUUGGCAUCAUGAUAGGUUUGGCUCAGAUAACGAUGGUCAUAAUAAGUACAGAGACCAAGGUGCUUGGCCUACGCCGUCUUUACCAUUCAGAGAUUCUUGGCAGACAAAAGGAUCGAGAGGUGAUUCUUGGAAAGAUGAGACCAGAGACUUCACAAAAAGGGAAGCAAAUGACAGGCAGAAUAAUCUGUUGUAUAAGGAUGCACCAAGAGAUGGUUGGACACGGAAUCUUGUUCGUGGCGAUAAUGUGAGCAUACAAGACAGACUAAGGUAUGAUGAUGAUGAUGAUAAUUGGGUUCGUCGUGAUAAAAGGAGGUAUCAGUUGGGAGAUUCAGUGAGAGAAAUUGCUCAUUCUGAGCAUCCUUCAUAUACUGAUGAGAUUUUAGUCACCAACAUAGGAGUGUCAGCACAUGAUCGAAUCUCCAUCAAACAAAGACCUGGAUAUUUUAUGAGCCAUGUUCAUGAAACUGUUGAAAGACAUCAAAGAUCCAAAAAGCUGAGAAGAGAUGGGAAUGCUUUCAUCAAGUGUCAGGAUCCGAUUGACUCAACUGGUAGACAAGGGAAGCUCGCUAACCAAUCAAGAAUAAGAUUCUCCAACGGCAGAGAUACAACAGAACAGCAAGGCCGUCAGAAACCAAGAAAUGUAAUGGGCAAAGGAAACGAGAAAGCUGUUGUGAAGAUUCAAAGUUUGAUUGAGAAAGAGGAAGGUGAGAUCAUUCAAGAAGAAGAGAGGAACGUGACAGGGACUGGAAUAGACGAGGAACGUAUACAAGAGAGCAUUAAGAAGAUGGAGAGACGAAGAGAGAGGUUCAAGGAACCCGAAUUGGUAGCAGCCAAAUUUCAUUUUCAAACCGAGCAGGAAGCCAAAACCGAUGUUACCAAUCAAGUGAGACCGGUUAGGAAGAGGCGAUGGUGUGCAUAGCUAGCAAGCAAAAUAUCAAAUUGGUUUUGGCUAUUCGAAGUUAAAUACAAUUACGGUUAUCAAUGGUUGGACUUAGAUUUCAAGGUUAUUUUGCAUUUUGACCAUAAAAAUUAGAGUUUUUGACCACGUACUUUAAUGUUUAGUAUGUGAAAUCAAAAUGAUCUAGCAAAGAUUGAACCGGUGAUAUUGUGAAUUAGAGCAUACGUUUAUACUUA
This is a messenger RNA of Brassica rapa (field mustard), 5664 nucleotides long. RefSeq names its product FIP1[III]-like protein. NCBI's taxonomy places the organism in Eukaryota, Viridiplantae, Streptophyta, Magnoliopsida, Brassicales, Brassicaceae. The record is from RefSeq and is a predicted model, not a curated record.